AUGGCUGGGUACCUGGGAAAACUCAAGGAUGACUUGAGGUCUUCAUGUUUAGUGAUUUUACUUUGUUUCCAGGAUCUAUUGAAUGAAGCCAGGCAGAGACUGGGCAGAGUGACAAAAGAUCCUACAAGAUACCAAACACUGUUGGAUGGACUUAUACUGCAGGGCUUUUACCAACUGCUGGAACCUAUAGUGAUUAUUCGAUGCCGCAAGCAAGACACUGCUGUAGUUAAGGCCUCCAUCAACAAGAAUGUUCCCAUUUACCAGAACAGCAUAAAUAAAGAUAUUGAUGUACACAUUGACCAGGAAAAUUUUCUGCCUGAAGACAUGUAAGCAUCUACAGGUUUU
Messenger RNA from Rhincodon typus (whale shark), 345 nucleotides. RefSeq names its product V-type proton ATPase subunit E 1-like. Gene Ontology annotation, biological process: proton transmembrane transport. Gene Ontology annotation, molecular function: proton-transporting ATPase activity, rotational mechanism. The transcript has 4 exons. The record is from RefSeq and is a predicted model, not a curated record. Lineage: Eukaryota; Metazoa; Chordata; Chondrichthyes; Orectolobiformes; Rhincodontidae. Gene Ontology annotation, cellular component: proton-transporting two-sector ATPase complex, catalytic domain. The coding region runs from base 1 to 330 and encodes 109 amino acids.